Olea europaea var. sylvestris is the source of this 2654-nucleotide messenger RNA. RefSeq lists its product as uncharacterized. NCBI's taxonomy places the organism in Eukaryota, Viridiplantae, Streptophyta, Magnoliopsida, Lamiales, Oleaceae. The transcript has 2 exons. Bases 211 to 2307 code for a protein of 698 amino acids. The record is from RefSeq and is a predicted model, not a curated record.
GACUAAAAUAAUACACGCUUCUGUCAAAACUGAGGCAUUUUUGAGCACUCACAUACUUAUAGAGAGAGAGAGAGUGCGUGUGCUGUAGAUAGAGAGAGAGAGAGGAUAUUGGGAUCGUUAAAGACUUGCUGUUUACUGAUGUCAGCUCUGAAGCCAAGGAUCUAAAAGCAGUAUUCAUUUGGAUUCAAUUUUUUUUUGUUUCUCUCUGCUAUGGAAGGUAAAUCCCCAGAUCGGGAUUCAUUGGAGUCUGGUACAAAAAAAUCCAGUAUUUCAUCAGGUGGUCGGGCACAGGAUCGAAAAGUGUUUUAUCGUAGAUUUUUGGAUAGUGAUCUACUGACUGAAAAGCUUACAGAUUGGAUUGAGAAUAAUGCUGAAGAUAAUACAAUGCCUGCUUUUGAUGUUCCUUUCGAAUUGGUGGAUAUUCAGAAGUUUGAUUAUGCACUCGAAGGUGUUCCCUUUCAGCAGCUGAUUCGGAUGCCUAGUGCUAUAUAUGCAUCAACUUCCAGUACUGUUGAAGCGACUGCUUAUCUUGCUCUCGAGGACUUCAUGCAUGCGAGUGCGAAAAGCUUAUGGGAGUCUUUCUGGGGUCAGCAGAAUGAGCCGAUGCCUUUCUUUGUUUCCUCUUUGUACAAUGCGAACUUGAGAUUUUACCAAGCUGAGAAAGCAAUUGCUAAGGGUAAACUUGAAGGACUUUGUGCCACAGCUAUAAUGCUAAAGAACCCUAGACAUCCACAAGGAAAGUGGGAUGAUAUUCUUGAAUUAGCACUUCUGAGGCCCGACACUGGAACCCUUGCAUCAGUAGAAAAUAACUGUAAGCCAUCAGUUCCAAUUAUAGGUGAAGCUUUGUUUUUUGCUCUUCGGGUAUUGCUCGCUAGAAGUCUCAGCAGAUCAAGUAUUCCUCUGAGUUUGAAUUCUGUGUUUGUUCUAGUAGUCGAUUGUCAAUAUGGUGGUGUUAUAAAAGUCGAAGGUGAUUUGAAUAAGUUGGAGUUUGAUGUAAAUAAUGUGUAUGAAUGUUCUGCUGCAUGGAUAAGAAAUCAUUCUCGAAUUGCAAUUUCCCCCAUUGAUAUGAUCUGGAACAAGCUAGGAAAUGCUAACUGGGGUGAUAUCGGUGCUCUACAGGUACUUUUUGCUACAUUUCAUUCCAUUACACAAUAUGCUGGAAUGCCUAAGAACUCGGUUGAAGAUCUAGCUGCCGAUCACAGUUCCCGUCUUCAAGCGAGAAGGAUUGAGAGGCAGUUAGGGGAUACAAGGGUGAAUGGAAAUGGCUUGUUUCGGUUCCAGCAGAGAAGUGCUUCACCUGAAAUUGUUGAAGUACAGGAAGAAUCUGCUAGAGUUGAAUCGGAUAAGUUGAUGAAGCUAGAAGUAGGGUCUGUUUUGUGGAUAGAGGAUUCAGAUUGGCAGAACGGUUAUCAGAUUAAUGAAGUGCUGAAUGAUGGUGAGAUCCCAUAUUAUAUGGCAUCAUCUGUUGAAGACCCAAGAAAGAAUCUGUUUCUGUAUGUUGGUUCACAUCCUUCUCAGCUAGAGCCAGCGUGGGAAGAUAUGAAGUUGUGGUAUCAAGUUCAGAGGCAAACUAAAGUAUUGAGUGUUGUGAAACAGAGAGGUUUGUCCAGCAAGUAUAUUCCCCAUUUGAGUGCAUCAGGCAAGUUAAUUCACCCCGGUCAGUGUCGGAGACCAAGCUCCGGUGGUAAUUGUGACCACCCAUGGUGUGGUACUCCUGUCCUGGUAACCAGCCCAGUUGGCACAACUGUUGCUGACAUGGUUAGAACGGGCCUAUUUGGAUUAGAUGAAGCUAUCAGAUGUUGCCAUGAUUGUUUAUCUGCCCUUUCUACUGCCGCAUUGGGGGGAAUUCGGCAUGGGGACAUCAGGCCUGAGAAUGUUAUUUGUGUGACAUCUGGUGCAAGGCAGCCUUACUACGUCCUUAUCGGUUGGGGACAUGCUAUUUUAGAAGACAGGGACCGUCCAGCAAUGAACCUUCAUUUCUCUUCUACUUCUGCCCUUCAGGAGGGGAAACUGUGCUCUGCUUCUGAUGCAGAGAGCCUGGUAUAUAUGCUUUACUUUUCUUCCGGUGGGGAUUUGCCUGUUCUGGACUCAGUCGAGGGGGCACUUCAGUGGAGAGAAACCGCUUGGUCAAGGAGGCUGAUACAACAAAAGCUUGGAGACAUCUCAGCUGUAUUGAAAGCAUUUGCAGAUUAUGUUGACAGCCUCUGCGGAACACCUUAUCCUAUGGAUUAUGAAAUUUGGUUGAGAAGGUUGAAAAAACACAUUCGCGAGGAUGAUAAUGGAAAGGAAGUCGACACAUCUAGUUAACAGUAAGCUUUCAUUAUUAGUCCAUUUGAGACAUCCUUUUCAGGAUUUACGGCUUCCUUGUUGUAGAAGAUAAUAGGUAAAGUUAAAAGGCAAUUGAAGAACAUCCCGUUUAAAUUGUUUUUGCUUUUUGUAAAGAUUUGGCAUAGAGAUGUGUCGACUGUCAUUACUUGUUGUAAAGGUACCAACGGUUGAGAUUUGUUUAAAUUGUUUGAUAGAUGUUUUGACGAUAAUCAGCUUCUUUGUAUAUCGAGGUAAUUAUUGUAUAUUAGUUGGAAUGACCACAUAGCUUUCGGUGGAUACUAUGAUUUUAGGUGAAUGAUAUUGAGUGUGCGCUUUUUGUCAUUGCA